GCCGUCGCCAUUGGCGGUCGUCCUGGUCGGCAGAGAGCGAGGACGGGGUUCCAUGCGCAUCCGGGAAACAUCGUCGUCGAAGACGUUGCGACGUAGCUGAACAAAAAUAAAAGGAGUAAAACGAGAGAGAGAGAGAGAGAGGAAAGAAAACUGACAAGUCACCGGGGUUUUGUCGAAGGACGGAUGAGACAUUAAAAUCGACCAGUUCAAGCAUUAAAUAUGGCAUCGCGAAGGUGGAUGCUGCCGCUGCUGAUCCUGGGAGCCGGCGCGUACGCUCUGGUUCCCGCGGCUCGGCAGCUGAAUCGGGAGUCCUUAAGGAGCGCCCUGGACGCGGUCGCGCGGAAGCAGAGAUCCCUGGACGCGGCGGACUCGCCGGAAUAUUACAACGAUCUCCACUCGUUCAAGUAUCACGGCGGCGCCGACCGCAAGUUCGAUCGCGACUUCGACGAGGACGACGAGGAGAUCGAGUUUCUGCCGGAUAAUGGCCAAUUAGAGACAGUAGGGGAGGGUCUUCAGGGCCUGAACAACAAAUUAUUCGAGAGAGCGCUGCUCGAUUAUUUGGAGACUCUACCCGAACAGGAGGAACCGGUGGCCUCCAUCUUUCGCGAACGCGAGCGAAGCGGCAGCCGAAAACGAGGCGGCGCCGGCGACCGAUUGAACCUGGACGACAAGGAACUGGCGAGGCUGUUCCUGGAGGAGCUGCACGACGGUGCUCCGUACGGUUCGCUCGACGAGAUGGACGACGACGACUAUUUAACCGCAUUACAAUCGCUGUAUGACAGAUACAGAGCUGGUAGAGGGAACAAAGUAUACGAAACGGCAGGACCAAUGUCUUGGGGCGAUCUGCUUAGCAAGGACUCGUCAUCGAGGAAGAACGACGACGAGUUCGCGGAUCAGGAUCAGAAUAUCCUGUACUUGCCGCCUACGUUGGAACGUAGAAACGUCAACGGCCGAUAUCCUAUCGGUCGUGAAUUCGGCAAUUAUCGCAGGCUGACAAAGCGUUAUCCGGUCGCUAAGAGAAGCCCCAGACCCACCCAGACUAAGCUAAAGACCACGGAUCCUAAGGUUGCUCAAGACCUGGGAGCUCUAUUUGGCACGCAAUCCACGGACGUGCAUAAUCGCACUCAUCAAACCGAUCACGAUCACGACCACAAUCACGAACACAAUCACGAACACGACCACGAUCACGAACACGGUCACGAGAGCGCAUCAUCGGAAAUGCCGCCGAAAGUGACGCCGUCUCCGAAGGGUCAAAAGGAAAAUAUUACGAAACAGGACAAAUCGAAAUUCGUCCAAGUGAGAAAGAAGAGUGUCGAUUGGUCCCAAUAUUUCGGCAUCGAUCGUAGAAAGAAGAAGGCUACCUUCGCGGGCGGACAGGACACGCAAAAUCAGGACGACGAGUGGAUGUUGCAGCGCUAUUACGAAAAUAUGGCCGAAAAUUUGAAACCGAAGGAUGAUGAGAACGAGCAAAAGGACAAACAACUGCAGGAUCUGAAAUUAAGAUACUUAAACUUGAUUCUCAAGGAAGCUAUGAGAAAUUCCAAUUUAGAGGAUGAGGACGAGCUGCUAGAUAAUAAAGUAAGGCCACGAAUUACGGCAGCUGACUGGCUGCAGAAAGCGCUGAACAAUCUCCGAAGUAACAUCGCGGCUCAGAAAGAGUCGCAAAAGACGGAAAAAGAAGCGCACAAUCUGACAUCCAAUUUCCGCGAAAAUAGCAACGGUAGCCCUAUCAUUAAUAGCGAUAACAUUCGUAGGACGGAUGAUAAACGGAACAGUAUCAGUAAUAACGUAGAUGACGGCGAAUCUAUCGAGGAACCUAGAAGCUGCCCGGAAUUAGAAGCCAUCGAAUGGCGAUGCCGAACCGUGGAUAAUUUAGCCGGAGAUUCAUCUCGAAUGCUUUACGUGCCCUGCGUGAAGCUGCAGAUAUGUAAAGCUUGCGCGCACGACGAGGAAGGGUUGCUACCCUGCCUGGCAAAUUACGCGGCGGAGGUCGGGAAGGUUUGCGACACGUUGCGUCCCUCCAAAGAGGGACAGUCCUCGUGCGCGAACGCCGCGCUGCUCCUGUCGCAGCUGCAGCCUCCUGGGGCCGCGGUCGCGCAGUGUCGCGCGCGCCGCGACUCCUGUCUACGACGUUAUAACGCGCGAUACGAGCACCGUUACUUCCGCACGUCGUCGGCGUACGAAACACCAGCCUCCUCGUCCUCGUCGCCGUCGUCGGGACAUCGUCCGCAUCACACGGGCGCUCUCGACGCCCUGCAGCAAACCUUGUCCGAACGAUAAGAGACCGAGGAAGCCCCGAGGUUCCGCGCCGGAAACCACGGUCGGACCGCCAAUUGUCCGGAUAUUUUUUUUAAGAUUGAUUUCCUGGCUCAAGGAGAUAAUUUUUGUAUCGAGAGAUUAAUUUGUAUUGUUGUUUUUAUAAUCUUGUUUGAUAUACAUAUAUAUUGUAAUUUAUUUAAGUUUUCCUCUAAUAUUCCAGAGGAUGUUUCGUCCGGAUAAUCGGCGGCUCACCGAUAAGGGUGUUUGAAUGAUAAAAACGUGAAUCCAGGAGAUUCAUCCUCAGCGGAUAUCAUAUAAAUAUUAAAUUAUUAUAAA
Nylanderia fulva is the source of this 2595-nucleotide messenger RNA. RefSeq lists its product as uncharacterized. Lineage: Eukaryota; Metazoa; Arthropoda; Insecta; Hymenoptera; Formicidae. The record is from RefSeq and is a predicted model, not a curated record.